GAGAGAUGCUGCUGAGGGGUGUGGUCUCGAGGAUGGGAUGAGAGAGAGGAGGAGAGCAAGGGAAGGGUGGAUGACGGAGCGAUAGACGGGAGGAAAGAGAAUAACGGUGUAUAAUAAUUCCAGAGUCAUGGCUUGUACGCUGGAAUAGAGAUUGAGAUCAAGAAGAACGCGUCCUUUAUAUCUUUCUGGAAAUGAGGUACUAACUAGAUCCAAGAUGUGACCCCAUAUGUUUACAAACCCCUUAGAAAAACACCAGAAUAAUAAUAAGGACAUAAAAACUAUCCUACCAUGCACCCCUCCUCUCGUCCCUCUGUGCCCCUACGGUCCCGCAGGUUUGACAAAAGGCGCACAGAGGUAAAACCAAGCCAAGGUGCUAAGAGGGAGGACAAAAUCACGAACAUGGCAUCUUCAUCCCCUCUUCGUGGCACUCGAGGACCACCUGAGUCUUCCAGGUUAAAGGGCCCUGGUCAAGGUGCACGAGCCCCUGUGGUGCAAUCCAAACUGGUGCGGCCACAGAAGAAUGGUGCUCAUGCAAUACCAGCAAUCUCAAAACCAAAAAGUGGACACACUGUUUCAAACCCAGUCCCAGCUGUGGAUCCAAACUGUAAUGAGCCCAGCCUACCUUGUCUGUGUUGUGAUGGCCAUUCACCUCAGGAUAUCAACAGCCUCUUUAAUCACAAUCAUAACAACAAUAACACUGUAAACAUCGGGCAACAAAUGAAGCUGCCACCGCCACAGAAGGAAUUGGCAGCACCAAAACUAGACAUCAAAGAAGAUGAGUGUAAGCCAGAGGUAAAACAACCUCAUGUCAUCCCAGUGGAGGAGAGAGAGGAGGAAAAUGGCAGUGUGGAUGAAAAAGAGGGUGGUCAGCUCAAAAACGAUGAGUGUAGUGUAAAUGUGAAUGCUAAUGUUGAUGAGAAUGGCAACGGCAAUUGUAAUGGUGAAGAUGGUGAAGAUGAUGAAGAUGAUGACGAUGAAGAUGAUGAUACUCUUGUCCCUUCUUGCUGCAACUGUCCAGAAUCCAUGCUGGACUUCUCCCUCACAUCUUCUACCUCAUCUUCAUCCACAUCCAUCAGCAGUUGCUCAGAUCUGGAGUGUGACUGCCCUGAAACAUUUUCAUUGUCAUCACAGGACCAAGAGGCAACUGAAUGCUAUCCAUCGACACUUUCACCGGACUCCAAGUGCCCUGCCUUUCAGUCCAGUGUCUUACCAUUGGAUCUCAACACUUCUGCAAGAUCGCCUUGCUCUUCUGAUGAAGGCUAUCCCUCAGCGCCGUGCUCUCCGUCUUCUGACUAUAUAGACAGCAAGGGAUCAGAAGAAGGAAAAUGUAUUAAAGUGGAUCUCCUCCAUUUUUUAGACUCCAUAGAAGAGUUGGGAAAAAUGGAUCUGUUCUACCGCAUUGUUAGGUUGGCACGCUGGGAACUGGAUGGUGAGCUGAUCAUCAGAGAUAGAUUGGAUCACCAGCAGAAGCUACAGAGGGUUAACAAAGAGGUAAAGUUGGCUUAUCUUGUGAAACUUCAGGAGGAAGGGUUAGACUUUGACGAUGAGGAUAUCACUGGAGUUUUGGAUGAAAUGGGCAACAUUGAAAUUCCAUGGAAGUUGUAUAAAAGCAACAAAUCAAGUGAAUCCCAGGAAUUUUCUGAUGCAGGGGUAGAUCUGACAGCUCCUUCUGACCUUGAUGAAACCCCUGCCUCUGAUUCACUUGCUCCAUCACCAUUGGAUCCUCCUCCUCGGCCCCCAAAACCUCCAACAAGGCAUGUGAGUGCCCAUCCAGAAUCACACACUUACGAGAACAUCAACGGACAGCAUGUCUUCUCAGUCUCAUCCACCAAUGAUGCUACAAGUAUCCCUAUCCCUGCGUUGCCUGUGCUGUCAUCCUCACCCCCACCCCUGAAACCUCCUGCCCUUCCUCCACCUCCAUUACAGCCUGUGCCCUACUUCACCCUAAAUACAGACAGACCUGCUCUUACCUCCCCCACACCGCCAAUUCCUCCUCCAAGAAGACGUCAUAAAGCCCGUCUAGAGGCUCAGAGACUUGCUGAGCUUGAAAGAGAAAAGGCUCCUCUGUCUCUUCCACCGCCAACAUCCAGACCUCCUCCACUGCCACCUCCACCUGCGAUGUCCUCUCCUCCAGCUAUUCCACCUCCACCAUCACUCCCGCCACCUCCAUCUUUUCAUGCUCUGGAUGUGGAAAUCCGAAAGUUGCUUGCACUAGCAGGCCUCACCCAAGCUGAAUUGCUUAAACUUAGUCCCGAGUUGGGUGUCUGUGUAGAUGUUGUCCUGGAGAAUGAGCCACAGCCGAUGUCUGAUGUCUCUCAGAUUGGAGAAUUCAGUUUAAACAGAACACACAAGGAAGAAGGUAUUCCAGAUAAGGGAUAUUCCAUAUUGAGAGAAGGAUUUGGGAAAGACAGCUCUGAUACUUUCAGUGAAAAGGAAGUUUCUAAAGAUAAACAGAAGGAAGCAAACAGGACAACAUCCUUCACAGAAAUGGCAAGACGACGUAAGAGAAAUGGUGGACACUGUAAUCAUAGCUGCAGCUGUGUUUUUGGAUCUCCCAACUCAUUUUACAGCACUGAUCUUAGCAAUACAAACAUCCCGAAUGUUAGCUUUGGGAGUUUUGAUUAUACUUCAAUGAUUGCAGAUACACCUCCUCCUCCACCUCCAAGACCAUUGCCCCCUUGUCCACCAAUUGCCUCCAAUCCUCCUGAACUUCCUCCUCUCAAGCCAUGCACUCUACCUGCCAAUGCUUCUCGCCCUGACAGAUUUGACUGGUUGAUAGCCUUCACCCCAGAUACAGAGUCGCCACCUCUUGAGAUGCGAAAAUCGUCAAAUGAUGCCAUGUUGCAAAAAGGCCCAACUUCAACUUUAGGCUCAAAAGUCACAACCUUCAAAGAAUUACGCAACAGAAGCAAACAGAGCUACCCACCAGCUCACAUUCAACCAGAACCUGAUCCAACUGUUAUCACCCCAGACCCUGAUUUCCUCUACAACCUCAAAUGGAGAAGAGAAAAGAUUGACGGGGAUGGCUGGGAAUAUACUUCCCAAGCACAAACCUCAUUUCUUCAGCCACCACCCACUCCUGCCUCAUUGUCCCUCUUUAGGGAAAUGUGCCGCCUGAAUAAACAAGAAGAUUGCCCAGCAGAACCAAAAGUGUCCCAACAAAUUGGCUGUUCAGUAAGUGAAGGCAGCCUAAGGACUAUUUGUGAUGAAAGAGAUAAAGCUGUUCACACCAAGAAGAUGGAUGAUGAAGAUAAAGUGGAAGUUAGGGGAUUGGCAGACGGAGCAUGGACUUUGGAAACCAGGACAACAGUGUCCUCACCUCCCUUGUCCCUCUCCUCAACCUCACCUUAUUACCUGCACUCUGCUCCCCUGUCACAAGCGUCACAGUUUUACUACACUGACACUACCAGGGAUCGUGCCGUGACCCGUUGUGAGGGUUCCAUAAACAUCUCAAACCCGUUAUGCAUACAUUCCACUUUUGACUGCAUCAAAGAUGACUAUACUGACUCCCUGUACUGUGCUGGCCGUGAAAACAAUAAGUUUUUGUUCUGUAAACAAGAGAAUGAUCUCAAUGGUAACAUGGAUUCUCUGUACCACCGCUGUAAUCAUGCUGACAGCUUCCUAGACUCUUUAUACGUCUGUGGGCAUGAAAAAAACAGCUUCUGUCCACAUAACAGUGGAGUAGAUUCAAUCAGAAAUUAUGAUUCACUUUACAGUGAUGCGAGAUACACAAGAAGUAGCCUUAAGCUGUUCACUGACCCUAAACCACCAACUGACAUUAACACUCUCAGUGAGGGCGACAUAACGCCGUACAAAAACAUUGAUAUGCAAACUUACAUAACUAUGCGAAACCUCAAAAAUCAGAGCUAUGUGAACAAAAACAGUUAUAAAGACACCAACUUGCUGUUUGAUUUGAACUCAGACAAAAUUGAUGACUCAAAACCACCAAUCAACCCGAUUUUGGACCAAAACAGCAAUGAAAACACAACACAGAACAAACAGCAGCUUGUAUCUUUCCCUGCUUACUACCUUUAUCACCCCAAAAACUGCCCCUUGCAUAAAGGUGCCCCCCCACGGCUGUCCCCUGUUGGAGCGAUCUCACCUCCCCAUAGGUCCGGGCCUCCAGUUCCAGGCACAGAUGUUUCCCGUCUCCGUUCACCCCUGUUCCCUCGCAGUCACACACUUCCUGCCCUUGCCGCCCCCCUUUACUACCCUUAUCUGUACACUCCCCCUGUUCAAGCCCCUCUGCGGGAGCCAUCGGUCCCCAUACUUCACUCUCAGCAGAGUCCACCACCGCUCACUUUGACUGUUCGCAGCUUCUCAUUUGCUGGCUCUGAGCAGAAGAACGUCGCCUGGAUGGGAGAAGAUGUGAGGCCCUCACUGAGUGCUGAAAGGCUGUCUUCUGCCUGCCUGCAAGAAAAGAAAACUCUUGUCAAUUCAGUAAGUGUGGCAGUGGAAGCCAUUUUGGCUCAGUUCAAUUUGUCCAGGACUGUUGUACAGAAGUUUCACUCAGUAGAUAAGACUCUUUCUGGAGACAGCAGUGUAAAUCCCACUCUGGGUCGUCUGGUACUGCAGUGCCUUUGCCCAGCCCUGCGCAACCUGCUCUCUGAUGGACUCAAGCCCCACCAGAGUGACCUCAUUGCAGGCAGAAGGCCAAAUUCACCCUGGGGAUUGGUUCAGGCCUCCACCAAACCAGGCCCGAGCACACAGGCUUUGCACAGCCUCCAGACUAAAGUAGCAGGGCUUUCUCAGCUUAGGCAGAGCAGACACAAGUUCAACGCAUUCCUGUUUGGCCUUCUCAAUGUCAAGCUCCUGGAUUACUGGCUUUCACAUCUGCAGUCCUGCAGUGAUGUGUUGGAGACAUAUUACCGGCCCACUUCCUUCAUGCGCCUGUCACUAACUUCUUGCCAGUCUCUUUUUGAGGAGCUUCUCCUCCUUCUGCAGCCUCUCUCUCUUCUGACCUUUAACCUCGACCUGCUGUUUCAGCAUCACCACCUUGACCCCUCCUCCCCAACUCUCACCCCAGCCAGCCACACAUCUGAGAUAUAUAGCCCACCAAAUGAAGACUUCAGCUUCCACUUGUCACCCAAGGGGCUUUUCCAAGGAGGUCGUCUUGGAAGCGAGUUAGAGCAAGACCAUGGCGGUUUGGGUUUAGACACCAAUCCUAAUUCAGGUCUCACGAGUCACGUUCUUGAUGUGUCAGCCUAUCGCAAUCCAAUUUCGCUGUCAUCAGACGUCACCAAGGAGGAAGCCAAUCCACCAUUAUCAUGGUUUAAAGGGAAUGACAUCUCCACACCUCUUAAUGCGGGAAGCAUUUCUCAGCAGGCAGGCCAGGCUCUUCAGCAAGGCUGGGGGGCAGUAAUGCGUUUGGGGGAGCGUUUAGGACAAAACUUUGGAUUGGCCACCACCACAGAGGAUGUUAAAGGUCCAAACUCACCAGACGACUUCAAGACUGGCUUCUCACUGAAUCUGAAAAGUCCAGAUGAAAACAGGCAGCAACCAAGAGACGACCUUUCCUCGAGGGAUAGUGGAGCUGCUGUUCCCUGGGGUCUGGGACGGCUAUUUGGAGCUUCUAAGUGCCCCAACAACCCACCAACAAGCAGGCGCCCAUCUCAGUGGCUCUCCCCAGGCGUAUCUGUCCUUUCCCGCUUAGUUAAUCUUGGCCAAGAUUCUCCGCCUGAGAAGAGAGAGCCCCAGAGAAGCAAAGAUAAAGAGGAAGAUGAAAAUGAAAAGAUUAAUGAAACCAGAGAUCAGCCAAAACCCUUGAGGAUGGUCAGGACUCUGUGUGACCACACAGGCACUGGAGCAGAGCUGAGCUUCUGUAAGGGGGAGGAGCUUGUUCUGUUGGGAGGCGUGGACCACGACUGGAUUCGAUGUCGUCAAGGUCACAACGAAGGCCUUGUUCCCAUUGGUUAUGCUUCACUUAUCAUGUGACUUAUCUUUAAUUCUGCCUGUAUGUUUGUGUGAAAGUAUAUCAGGGGAUAAUGUAUAAGGAAAAAGACCAUAUAUAGAUGUAGCUGUGUCACGUGUUUAUCUGUUUAUCUCUAACCCUCAUUGCCUGGUUUGUGAUAUCUGGAAUAUUUUCUGUGAUAUAUUGGAAACAAAAUUUCUGUAUAAAUCAUAAAUAUAUAUAUUUAGAUUUUACAAAGAUAGAUAGACAGAUAAACAAGAAAUAGAAAUGGGUAAUGAAUAAGAAUCAAGUUUAACAGUCAUGACAAAAAAUGUCCUUAUAUAUACACCCUUUUAUUAUCUCACUUAAAAAAGGGGGGAAAAAACAUUUUGUUUGAAGACCAACAUUAUUAUUCUCUUGUUGUUAUUGUUGUAACUCUCAAUGGUAACAGUCAAAAAUAUUAGAGUGGUAGUGUGUAGAUGAUUCUUUUCUGUUUCUUACAGUGUGAUGGCUACUGUGGUAAGAUCUGUAUCACCAUGAGCUUGAUAGUGACUAUGCAUACUCUGUACUGUACUGUACUUAUGAGGCUUGUUGCUGGGGAAACCGUAUAUGAUUGACAGCAUUCAUGAUUUUCGUUUGAAUGGAUAAAGCUUUGAAUCGGGGUUUACAUACUAAACCUGCAUGAAUGUGUAUGAAUGUGUGUAGCAAAUGUCAGGUAAUAAUCAUCAAUACAACUUAUUUGUGAGCACGGAUACAUUCGCUCAAACUACAAAUGCUUCAUGCGGAAGGAAUAGGUCAGGAUUUUAGUGGCUGUUGUGGUUUGAAAUAGAGCUUGCUUAUUCUUGUUCAUUAAAUGGCCCUCUGUGUUUCUCACAGUUGAAUGCUCAUGUGUAGUAUGAAUUUUUGUCGCGCCUCUGACUUGGCACUGCUAAUCAAAAAUAUAUUCAGACAAAUGAAAGAUUACUCUUGUCACGUUCGUGUGCCAGUCCGCAUGGAGCACAGCUUUGCCCAUCACAUCACGUAAUGAUAUGCCUUCUGGAUUAUUCCAACCAAUAGCAUCAGUGGGCUACAGUAGCAGUAACCAGUUCACACUGAUGCAUAUAUAUAUAAGUAUGAAUCUUACAACUGAAAAUUAAUGUAUAGGAUUUAUGUAUGUAUGAGUAUGUCAAGGGACAACUGAUAAAGUUUAGAAGAAAACACAAUCUGCGAUAUAAGCCCUUGAGAAGUCAGCUUUGUAAUUGGCUUGAGCUUUAAUGUCCCUGUUUUAAAAACAAGGAAAAUAUAAUAAGAUAUGGUUUGAGAAGCAAGCAGCAGGUGUUUGGUAGAAAAAAAAAAAUCAUAUUUAGCGUUAUAGUCUUUCCUCACAGGGCAAACUGCAAUUAUGCAUGACUUUUUUUUUUAUUACUAUUAUCAUUAUUUAUUAUUAUUAUUUCAGUUCUUGUAGUUCAUUUAUAAUUGUGACAUUUGAAUUACAUUAGUAUGUAAUUGGUAUGUAAUUGCAUUAUAAAUAGAGUCUACUUAUUGUUUGUGGUUAUAUACCAUAAUAUCGAUCUGCUUUUUUAUUUGUUCCUCUUGUCUAUCUCUCUAUCUAUCUCUUUGUGUGGUGAUGAGUUGCGUAGCUCUGUGGUAUUGCCCAUCGCUGGUAGCACACUUAAAGCAUAUUAUGUACUGUACCAAUUCUUCAGUUCUGUAAUUCCCUGUGAAUCAGCUCUAUGCAUGUUGGUGUUUGUAAAUAUACCCAAUAAAAUAUUAAAAGAAA
Cyprinus carpio (common carp) is the source of this 7649-nucleotide messenger RNA. RefSeq lists its product as uncharacterized. Gene Ontology annotation, molecular function: protein binding. The record is from RefSeq and is a predicted model, not a curated record. NCBI's taxonomy places the organism in Eukaryota, Metazoa, Chordata, Actinopteri, Cypriniformes, Cyprinidae. Gene Ontology annotation, cellular component: cytoplasmic vesicle.